Molecule: messenger RNA, 1653 nt
Organism: Umbelopsis ramanniana AG
Lineage: Eukaryota; Fungi; Mucoromycota; Umbelopsidomycetes; Umbelopsidales; Umbelopsidaceae
Exons: 4
Coding region: 51-1436 (461 amino acids)
Biological process (GO): mitochondrial electron transport, NADH to ubiquinone
Molecular function (GO): NAD binding; NADH dehydrogenase (ubiquinone) activity; quinone binding
Source: RefSeq, a predicted model, not a curated record
GUGUGCUGUUGCUUUAAAGGUAUCCAACAGUUCGUCUAUACGACUCCACCAUGUCUUUCACACGACUAUUCACUCGUCGAAUUGCAACUGCGGCUCCCAAAUUUGCCAUCGCAAAGCCUGCAGCAGCUGCACUUCGCUCCAACUUCCAAUGGCAAGGUGUUCGCGGCAUGGCUGCCGCCGCUGAGCGUGCCGCCGAUACCACUCCCAUCACAACCAUCACUGAGGAUUCUCACACAGCAUUCGGUGAUGUCCAAGACGAAGACGAGUCCAAGUUGAGAAACUUCACAAUUAACUUCGGACCCCAGCAUCCAGCCGCUCACGGUGUGUUGCGAUUGAUUUUGGAAUUGCAUGGUGAAGAAAUUGUUCGAUCUGAUCCUCACAUUGGUCUGCUUCAUCGUGGAACUGAAAAGUUGAUUGAGUACAAGAACUACCUUCAGGCCCUUCCCUACUUCGACCGUCUCGACUACGUUUCUAUGAUGACCAACGAGCAAGCUUACUCUCUUGCUGUUGAGAAGCUUUUGAACAUUGAAAUCCCCGAGCGCGCCAAGUAUAUUCGUACCAUGUUCGGUGAAAUCACUCGAAUUCUUAACCACAUUAUGGCUGUCAUGACUCACGCUAUGGACGUUGGUGCAUUGACUCCUUUCCUUUGGAUGUUCGAGGAGCGUGAAAAGCUCAUGGAAUUUUACGAACGUGUCUCUGGUGCUCGUCUCCACGCCGCAUAUGUCAGACCUGGAGGUGUCGCCCUCGAUCUUCCCAUGGGUCUUUUGAACGAUAUCCACCUGUGGGCCGAACAAUUUGCUGAUCGUGUUGACGAAGUUGAAGAAGUCUUGAGUGGAAACAGAAUUUGGAAGACCAGAACUAUUGGUGUUGGUCUUGUCACAGCUCAGCAAGCGUUGGACUGGGGUUUCUCCGGUGUCAUGUUGAGAGGUUCAGGAUUCAAGUGGGAUUUACGAAAGGUCCAACCUUAUGAUGCUUAUGACAAGGUUGAAUUCGAUGUUCCUGUCGGACAAGCUGGUGAUUGUUACGAUCGUUACUUGUGCAGAGUUGAAGAGAUGCGUCAGUCUCUUCGCAUUAUUGGACAAUGCAUCAACGACAUACCUGCUGGUCCCGUCAAGGUUGAUGACUGGAAGAUUGCCCCUCCCCCUCGUGCCAACAUGAAGGAGAGCAUGGAAGCUCUUAUUCAUCAUUUCAAAUUGUACAGUGAAGGUUACUCUGUGCCUGCUGGUGAAACCUACACUGUCAUCGAAGCUCCUAAGGGAGAAUUCGGUGUCUACCUUGUUUCCGAUGGAUCCAACCGACCUUAUAGAUGCAAGAUCAAGGCUCCUGGUUUUGCUCACUUGCAAGGAUCCGAUUUCAUGGCUCGCGGGCACAUGUUACCAGAUAUGGUCACCAUCAUCGGUACCAUGGAUAUUGUGUUCGGUGAAGUUGAUCGAUAAAUACGACGUGAAGGAUUGUAUUGAUUUGAACCAUCAAUAUAUUUACAUAGCCACUUGCCACUUAAAAAGUUGUAUGUGAACGAGAUAACACAUUUUUUUCAAGCUGAAGCAGACAUGCCAUAGCCAUACAGAAGAAAUGCUAAGAAAAACAUAAAAAACCGAAAGAAAACUUACAAUAAAGAAUACAUUCUGUGCCUUAGUACUUUGUGCAAGACGG